CAGAAGAUAAAUGCCAUGUAAUAUCCCAUGACGAGCAAUUCGAAGCUAAAACUUCCUUGAAUCUGGUAAUACUUUAAAGAGAUCUAAGAAGGGCAGAAUUUGUGCUUCGAUUGCUGCUUUGAGUUCUACAAUCAACAGAAGAAAAAGGUCGUUUGGAAGACCAAUCCCAUGCAAUAUCCCAUGACGACCCAUUCGAAGCUAAAACCUACCAAUUCAGAUGGAUAACAGAAGAGUCUCCUUCCACCACAAGUCCCUCACCAGCAAGAUCCUCGACGGACAGCAUGACGAUGAGGACAUCGCCCCUUCCAAAAGGAAAGGCAGGCCCCCCCUGGAGAAGCAAUACUCCAGAUCCUCCCUCCGAAGAGCGUCCAUGGUCGGCAAUCGCAAGGGAAGUGCGUCCAUUAGGAAACUGUCCACGCACACCAUAGCCUCCCGAGGGAAUUGGGGGUCAAAGUGGGAGUUCUUGCUCUCCUGUGUUGGACUCUCCGUCGGCAUCGGAAAUGUCUGGAGGUUUCCAUAUUUGGCGUAUGAGCAUGGUGGAGGUGCUUUCCUGAUACCGUACUUGCUGAUGCUGCUACUAGCAGGGAAACCAUUGUACUUCAUGGAACUAGCUUUCGGACAAUUCGGAGGUUUGGGUCCACUAGCUAUAUGGAACUGUUUGCCCAUUGCUAAAGGAAUCGGUUACGCAAUGGUAACCAUAUCCCUCAUCAUUUGUAUAUACUACAAUGUCAUUGUGUGUUAUACUGUGUUUUAUAUGGCGUCCACAUUUCAGACAACAGUUCCUUGGGCCGUGUGCCCGUCAUAUCCAUUGAAUUUAACGAAAUGCCAUGUGAGAAAUCAACAGGAUGAUAUAAAUCAUACUGGCUCAAAACUUUCCAGUGAGAUUUAUUGGAGACAAUACGUGCUGGAUCUUUCGGACGGCAUUGAAGAUCCCGGCGGGGUUAAAUGGGAUUUGUGUCUCUGCCUGCUCUUCAGCUGGAUCGUAGUGAUUGCAUGUUUGCUUAAAGGAAUAAAAACAUCGGGGAAGGUUGUAUAUUUUGCCGCUACUUUCCCUUAUUUUGUACUGCUGGUCCUUUUAGUAACUGGUUUACUACAAGAAGGAGCCAUCAACGGAAUUUUAUAUUUCAUAUCACCAAAUUGGAGGAAACUUCUCGAUAUUAAGAGAUGCAAUGGUUGUGAGCGUAUUGGAUACUGUGACGAGCAUUAUCUCCGGGAUGGUCAUAUUUUCUGUUCUUGGAGCUAUGGCUCAUGAUCUGGGUCCAGGUACCAGCGUUGAAGACGUAGUAGCGAGCGGUCCUGGCUUAGCGUUCAUGGCCUAUCCAGAAGCAUUGAGCAGACUGCCCAUUCCUCAACUUUGGUCCGUCCUUUUUUUCUUCAUGCUCUUUAUUCUUGGUUUGGACAGCGAGUUUGCGCUGAUGGAAAAUGUAUUGACUAGUUUCUGUGAUGAAUAUCCUCGACUACGCAACCACAAAGCCAAGUUUUGUACAUUUCUGGGCAUCGUCUGUUUCCUUUUAGGUCUUCCCUGUGUUACGAAGGGAGGUCAGUACGUUUUAGAGCUAAUGGACAAAUAUGGCGGUGGUACAGCUGUUGUGUGUAUAGCAGUUGUGGAAAGUAUGGCAAUGGCUUGGCUUUAUGGUGUUGAUCGAUUUUGCGAGGAUAUCAAAUUUAUGCUGGGUAAAAAGCCCAGUCGCUACUGGAGGAUUACAUGGAAAAUUACUGCCCCAGCUAUUCUUACUUUUGUUUUCGUGUACUCUUUGGUAGAACACGAGACCCUGAAGUAUGGAACCUACGACUUUCCAGAUUGGGCUGAUACCGUCGGUUGGGGACUUGCAUCCGUGUCCAUGCUUCAAAUUCCGUUCUGGGCCGUGGUGGCGAUUUUCACGCAGCCGGGAUCUACUUUUAAAGAAAAAUUUCUCCAGGCCUUGAAGCCUACAGAAGAUUGGGGUCCUAGUGACGAUUUGGCAAGGGAAUACUACAGGCAACAUCUUGCUAAUGCGCUUUCUGGUGAAGCAGCCGCGAAUGAAGAUGACACUUCAACUAAAUGUUUGGCGGACAGCAAUAACGAAGCUGGACUGCUUGAGUAUUUAUAGCAUUUGGAUGCGUUGUGCCCGCACUUUCUUGUUUAUACGAUUUUAAAACUUGAGUAUAUUUAGUGAAACCAAUAAAUAAAAUAUUUUAGACGUC
This is a messenger RNA of Uloborus diversus, 2184 nucleotides long. RefSeq names its product sodium-dependent proline transporter-like. Gene Ontology annotation, cellular component: membrane. Gene Ontology annotation, biological process: sodium ion transmembrane transport. The record is from RefSeq and is a predicted model, not a curated record. Gene Ontology annotation, molecular function: glycine transmembrane transporter activity. Lineage: Eukaryota; Metazoa; Arthropoda; Arachnida; Araneae; Uloboridae.